This is a messenger RNA of Cloeon dipterum, 1379 nucleotides long. RefSeq names its product formylglycine-generating enzyme. NCBI's taxonomy places the organism in Eukaryota, Metazoa, Arthropoda, Insecta, Ephemeroptera, Baetidae. Gene Ontology annotation, cellular component: endoplasmic reticulum. The transcript has 7 exons. The coding region runs from base 221 to 1279 and encodes 352 amino acids. The record is from RefSeq and is a predicted model, not a curated record.
CGUGUAUAUUCAUCAUUAUUUUAUUAAUAUAUUAACUAUUCUCGCACCUACAUUUGGCGCUAAUAGGAUAAAAAGAACCCAAUAAUAGCCCUUAAAUUCGUGCCUUAUUCGAUAAUAACCGAAAACCGGAAACCGGCACUCAUGACUGAAGGGAAUUAACAAGAUCAGCUGCACAACUCAAAAGUUUUUGCUCUGCAGCACAGCAGGUGCAACACAAAUUAUGCUGUUCAUGAGGCCCAUAAUCUUUGCUCUCGUGAGCCUGACGGCCCUUCUGGGCGUCGGAGGUGACUCUGAGUCGUCUUGUGGCUGCGGAUCGGCGACCAGUCGCGGUGGACAGUGUCCCCUAGAAAGCACUGACACCACAGAAAGCCCCGCAGAUGAGCCAUCGCAGCUUGCAGAGCGUGCGUUGCUGCUCAAUCCAACUGUGAUGGUGCCUGCUGGUCUUUUCCAAAUGGGCACCGACAAGCCAGUAUUUGUGGCUGAUGGUGAGGGACCAGCAAGGAACGUGUCUCUCGUCUCUUUCCGCUUGCACUCCAGGGAAGUCAGCAAUAGGGAAUUUGAGCUCUUUGUCCAGGACACAGGCUACAAGACUGAGGCAGAAAAGUUUGGAACUUCAUUUGUGUUUGAAAAAUUCGUAAGUCAGACUGUAAAGGAAAACGAGCGGCCGUUGGCUGUGGCUGCGGCUCCCUGGUGGCUCUCCAUCAAGGGUGCAGACUGGCGGCAUCCCUUUGAUGCUGACUCGUCGAUCAUAGAUCUUAUGGACCACCCUGUGGUGCAUGUGAGCUGGAAUGAUGCGAAAGCUUUCUGUCAAUGGUUGGACAUGCGGCUGCCAACCGAAGCCGAAUGGGAAAUGGCCUGCAAAGCCGGUCUUCACAACAGACUUUUCUCUUGGGGCAAUAACCCAAUGCCCAAGGGUCAGCACAGGAUGAACAUUUGGCAAGGUGAAUUUCCGCAAACAAACACCGGUGAAGAUGGCUUUGAAGGAACUUGUCCUGUUGACGAAUUCCCUGAAAACAAAUUCGGCCUGAAGAAUAUGCUCGGCAAUGUGUGGGAAUGGACUGAAGAUUGGUGGACAGUGCCUCAUAGGGAUCUUCCCAAGAUGGACAAGGUAAAAAAAGGUGGUUCCUUUUUGUGCCACAAGAGCUACUGCUACCGAUACAGAUGUGAUGCAAGGAGUCAGAACACGCCAGACAGUUCGGCCAGCAAUUUGGGCUUCAGGUGUGCUCGUGAUGAAAAUGGCAAUAGUGCCCAAGACAACGAAACCAAGGAUGAGCUCUGAAUGUGCAUGAUAAAGUUCUUUUGUAUUCAUUUAAUAAAAUUUAGAAUAAAUUAUACAUUCCAAGUCAUAGCAUAAUAAAGGGCUUUAUUUUCAACAGACA